This is a messenger RNA of Paramuricea clavata, 6721 nucleotides long. Lineage: Eukaryota; Metazoa; Cnidaria; Anthozoa; Malacalcyonacea; Plexauridae. The record is from the annotation of a GenBank genome assembly.
CAGGCUUUUGAGGAGCAAGAUGUGCAUUUGGACAUAGCCGUUUGGAUACUUAUUGUAUAUGUUUUCGUCUUCCCAUCCAUUUUCAUACGGAGACCUGAUUUUCUUGCUUGGUGCUCAAUCAUUGCUAACGUUUUCGAAGUCAUUGCGAUAGUUGCUGUGUUUGUGAAUGUUUUUUCUACAUCAUCAAGUUGGAAAGUAAACUACACCGUGCGGUUGUCAAAGCUGCCAUUAACCAUUGGGGUCGUAUUUUUGGCGUUCGAAAUUGCACCAUUUGUAAGAUGUAGAUCAUUUUCUUAUUAUAGGAGUGCAUAGCAAAUAACAAUUUCACAUUGCCGAAAUGCGAAUGCACAUGUGGUAACUUGUAGUUCCACAACUAUUAUUUGAUUAUCACUUAAACUUCGACGGUUGUCCAAAAGUCCAAGUAUAUACGCCAUUGAUUUUCAUACAAGGCCAAGGUCGAUUUUAAGAACUACCCAAUCUGAAUUAAUUUUUAAUAUUUAAAGGACAUUGACAGUAAAUAUUUAAUUUGUCUGCAAAGAAAGAGCUUCAAAAGUAAUUAGCAAAGAUUUUUACAGCUCUUUCAUAUCUUGCUUGGUUUUUAAGUAUUUUUGCCUCAGUGAUUUUUACUGAUUAAAACAGUAGGCUCUCCGCCAUCUUGGAUUAUUCAGGAUAUACUGCAAUUUAUCUUGAUACCCCAUGACCAAUGUGGUCCCAAACUUGUUUUCGGUUGCUAUUUCAAAUUUCGUUUAAUUAAACAACCUUUAAACAUUAGAUGUCACUUAAAGGAGGUUUAAUAUAGAAGGCUAACCGCAAUCUUGACGCCAUCAAAACCACAGUUAAUGAGGUUCAGAUUAAUUCAAGAUGGCGUAUAUAUAGGCCUAAUGGCCUGUUACAUGCUUUCAGUCGAAAUAUUCCAACACUUAAACUUAAUAUGAAAAAUCUUCGACAACACUUCAUACAUAAUUAUGUACGUUCUUUCGAAUGAGACAAACUAAAGUUUUAAUUCCAAUGUCCUUUGAUACUUCAUUUAAAUGUACAGGGUAUAUAAAAAAUGUAAUCCAAGUUUCAAAUACAAUCAUGCGUGAGGCGUGAGUUUAUAAAUUUACCUUUUCGUACGAACAAAGAUCACGCAAGUCGUAAACUGACAAAUGAUACCUUCUUUUUUUUAAGAUUCUUACAGUCGAAAAUAAAUCUAGGAAACCGGAGCAGUUACCACUUGUAAUUAAUGUUGUCAUGAUUCGUGUUUCAUGUAUAUACGCUUUUGUUGGGAGUAUUGGAUAUAUUUCGUGCUCUCCUCAAUGCCAAGACAGUAUUAUUCUUGAUUUACCAAAUUUAUGGUAAGAUGUCCUUUAUUUAUUUAUAAUUCUUUAUAUUGUUCCCUUUUUUCAUUAUUAUAACUGCAUCCUGCAGUUUCCUAAAAUAUGGAAUGCAAAUUAUUAGAUCAUUUUUUCAGAUUUUUGUUGUCAAAAAACAGGAAUCAAUUUCCAAACAAAUGAUAGAGAUAUUAAUUCUAUUUGAUAACAACAUUCAUAUGAUGUAUCAUAGUAGCAAGCAAGCGAUUUCCACCAAAUGUACACGUGAGUCGCAAUCAUGGUGCCGACCGGUUUCGGGAGGUCAAACUACUAUAUCCCCAAUUUGAAUACAUGGUUUGCAAGGGAGUUUGGGUAAUGGUCGAGUGUCGAGGGUCAUAGGUCGAGUUUCGCAAGUCGAGGUCGAGGGUCAAAAGUCGAGGUCGAGGGUCAAAAGUCGAGGGUCGAAAGUCGAAAAUACCAAAUUUUUAUCCAUUUUAAAAGUUUUACAACCAUUAAACGCGGCAAAACAAUUAGUUUUGCUGUCAAAACAGAAAAAUUUCGCCUAUGGCUAUGCCGUAUGUCUAUGUACUGUAUAACUGAAAGUUUCGUUUGUGGAACUAAAAGUCUGAUGCGGGGUUUGAUGUUUGAAAGCAUACAUCUUUUAUUUUACAUUGGAGUUUAAAAUAUACAAGACAUACAAACACGGACGAUUAUACGAAAAUGGCGUUUCACUCUCAUGAGAAACUGAUUAUAGCCUAUAGGUAAUAUGUUAUCUCUUGGACUUGGAGGCGAAAGAGUUCUGAAAUUCUCAGAACUUCAACUUAACGAUACUCUUCAAACCGCGUAUGGUUUUGGAGGUUUAAAGCGUUAGGGUGUGCGAGAAACAGUUGAUAUUUAUAUAUUUUAUAACAUCGUACGCGUGUUCACAUGUCUGCACCGGAAGUGCACAGUUGCGAGAACGUUGUCAAUCUCGUUCCCCGAGCAUGCCCGUUCGCAGGUUAAGGGUGGGCAUAGCUCUGGAGAAAUUGAAUUGAUUCACGUUGAAUUUCCAACGUGAGUUCUACGCAUGCUCAGCAAUUGUUGCAAAAUAUAAAUACUGCGGAUUCAGGUAGACCGUUUAAUGCGAAUAGUUGUCGCGUUAGUUUUAACAGUUGUACGAUGACGUUUCUAGGCAGAUUUUCGACGUUUCUAAGGCGUGGCUUCAACGUUUAUUUUUAAAAUUUGAACGUUGUAAUUACAAGGUAAUUGCUAAAUAGUAUACUUCAAAAUAAGGUUUCCGUUUUUAUAUCAAUUUUUUAAAUAAGUUAGGGUUAGGUUAGGGUUUAGUUUUGCGCCGGAAACCUUAUUUUGAAGUAUACUAUUUAGCAAUUACCUUGUAAUUACAACGUUCAAAUUUUAAAAAUAAACGUUGAAGCCACGCCUUAGAAACGUCGAAAAUCUGCCUAGAAACGUCAUCGUACAACUGUUAAAACUAACGCGACAACUAUUCGCAUUAAACGGUCUACCUGAAUCCGCAGUAAAGUAUUUAGAAUUUCUCGUCGAAAAUUUGAUACUUUUAACACUGAAAUCGGAAUGAAAAAAACUAAAAAUUAUGAGGAAAUAUGUACGAAAGCUUUGGAUUGAUAGGGAUACAACUACCUGAAAAAUACAACUCGGAGAACUUCGACGUUUCGAGGGAAGGCGCUUCGACUUGUCACUUGUACUGUUAGUGUUUAUAUACAUCGUACUUCACCUUUACUGAUAAAUCUCCUCAAGAAUGAGUAUUAUAUAUUUUUAUGCUUUAAAAUUUACAUUUAACUCUCCUAUCAGAAUUUAUGGUAUACGUAGUGUUAAGUACGACAGUAUAAAAGGUCAAGUACUAUAUAUACAAACACUAACAGUACAAGUCGAAGCGCCUUCGCUCGAAACGUCGAAGUUCUCCUUGUAUUUUUCAGGUAGUUGUAUCCCUAUCAAUCCGAAGCGUUCGCACAUAUUCCCUCCACAAUUUCUAGUUGUUUUCAAUCGAUUUCAGUGUAAAAAAGUAGCAAAUUUUCGACGAGAAAUUCCAAAUACUUUGUUUAUAUUUUGCAACAAUUGCCAAGCAUGCGUAGAACUCACGUUGGAAAUCCAACGUACUAUCUGCCGUUAGCCAAUCACAGGCCUGAGUCAAUUCGAUUUCUCCAGAGCUAUGCCCACCCUUAACCUGCGAAACGAGAACGGAACUUAAACUGCGGAACGAGAUUGGAACGUUGUAGGCCUUGUAGUGUAAUAAAAUGGAAACUUUCUUUAGUUAUUCUGUCAAAAAUAACAUGCACGAAACACGAAUCUUUAUAACAGGGUGACUUUAGUUCGGUUUAGAAUUAUCUCACGACCAUUGUGAGAGAUUUUUGCUACGCUGGGACUCGAUUCGUUCUGAUAGUACAAUAAUGUAUCGAUCAAUUCGAAACUUCACCAUCCCCCCCCCCCCCGAGCAUACCUCGGGAAUUUGACUUCAAGUCUUCUCCAGGGAAAUCUAACGGGGUGGAGAAUUUGAACCGGAAGUCUUAAAAUUUUGCCCGUUUUCGCGUGCCUCCUGCAUGCACAGAAAAUACUUUGCAUUGGCGGCAAAUACAGUUUUCUCAGAUUUCGAGGGAAACGGCCUCAAUUUUGUGAAAAACUGGCUCAAAUAAACGGGCAUUGAAAAUCUAUGUGCUUCAUUUGAAGGUUAUGUACUACAUAUUAAAUUGUGUAAAACUGUUAAAUUUCCACAAGGUAUCCAAACUUUUUACGUGAAUUUCGCUAUCUUGUCGAAAAACAUUUCCGUAUAUUUUGUACUUUUUAUAUAUACUGUUUCAUAAUUUUCAUAUGGAGGUGGGGCAUUUGAACGCUUAAUUUCUUGUUACAGUGGGGCAUUUGAAGACAUUUUUUGCACAGGGUGUGGAGAAUUUGAUCUGUCAAAUUUCAAAAAGUUCAAAUUCCCGGGGGUCGGCUCGGGGGGGAAUGGUGAAGUUUCGAAUUGAUCGAUACAUAAAUACAAUAUAGUUUCGAAUCACCCCACCGGCACCGUACGUUCUCGAAUAGUUUUAGUAAUUUUACACUUUCUCGAAAAACAAAAAGGAACCUAAUUAUGCCCUAAGGCAUGUUCUGUACUAACAGUAAUAAAGUUAGUUAUCGACAGGAGAACCUUUAAAAUUUUGACAACAAAUGCCAAAAAUGUAGUAUUCUGGAAAAGUGAAAAUGUUUAAUAAAAAACUAAUAUUUCCCAUUUUCGACCCUUGAAUUUCGACUUUCGACCCUCGACUUCUGACCCUCGACUUUUGACCCUCGACCUCGACUUUCGAACCUCGACCUCUGAUCCUCGACCUAUAACCCUCGACCCUCGACCUAUGACCCUCGACCCUCGACACUCGACCAUUACCCAAACUCUUUGCAAGGGAGUCAAAAAUAAAGAGAUUUUUGCAAUGCUGGAUGAAAUUAGAAACAAGAAGUGCUUUGACAAAUUUAUCCAACAUCAUUCAGCUUAGUGAAAACUACCUAUAGAUGAUUGUAACAGGUAACUGCCCCUGCACGCGUGUACCCAACCUCGUACUCAGGCUCUUUCUUCAACGUUCCUAGCUUGAGGAAAGACCGUAGUCCAGGUUGGCUGGACGUUUGAAAUUAAACUCUUAAUUCAACAUUAGUAUUGUCAAUAGAUGUUCUUCUUGAAGCUCACUCGCCUCACUCAACGACACAGCCUCGGGUUCAGUUUUAUAUCGACAAGAAAAUACGGGCAGAAUAUUCAUUCAGAAACUGAAAGACUCCAGUAUUUUAUACAGGCCUUGCGUGGCGACAUCGCAAACGUGAUCCACAAAGAAUACAUAAUGUACAAAGUUCUAUUUUCUUCAUUGAUUGUUUGUUUCGAAGCCAUUCACCCAUUGACUUUGAUUUUGCAACCCAAGCUCUCGCUCUGAGAUUUAUCGAAUUGAUAUCGCUUAUUAGAUAGGUAAAACAACGUUAACCCCACACCCUUAUGCAAAGUUUUAUUAUCUCAAAAAUUAUGGGUGCCACGUGAUCAGCCUGGCCCAGGGUCUUUCCUCAAGCGGGGAACGUGGAAGAAAGAGCCUGGUACGAGCUUGAUGUGUAUCAACCCCAUACGUGUGUGAACAUGCGUAAUUAUUUGAGAUCGGUAUAUCUGUAUACUAUAAUAUCUAUAAUACGUCAUUUUUCAGGUACUAUUCGGUUACGAAAGUUUUAGUGGGUUUUGCUGCUUCCUGCACUCUCGUCUUUAUAUAUUUUGUUGGAUAUGAUACCGUGGAUCCUAUUCUGAAAAGUCAAGUGCCGGAAAAUCGGUUUUAUUAGUGAUGUCUCUUCUUUUUAGGAUCCUAAUAUUGACAAUUUCAGGUAAGAGAUCAUUUCAUAAUACGUAAUAACAGAGAAGAAGAAGGCCGAUCUCGGUAUGCGUAUAUAAACUAAAACUGUAUUUCAACAAUGGGAUAUUUUGAAUUUGUAAUAAUUGUUUAAAACAUGAAAACUUAUUUACUAAAUACAAUUCUUUUCCGAUUUUUAUUUUUGCGGUCUUGUGGCUAGAGAAAAGCUAAACGUAUACCAACGUGGAUCAAUAUAUUUCAAGAGAUGAAAAUCUACGCCGCGUACCGAAAAAUACUUUGUACAAAUCAUGAUACUCCAAUAAGCUCCAAUUUUCUACGAAGUUCAUACUAAAAAGUUAAAGUUUCCAAAUGAUCACAUAUGAUCGAAAUUAUACUAAAACAAUUAUUCACCUCAGGCUUGGUGAGUAUCGUGAAUAAAAACCUCGACUUCGUCUCGGUUUUUAUUCAGCGAUAAUCACCUCGUCUUCGGCGAAUAAUUGUUAAAUAUUGCUCCCUUGGAUACACAACCAAAUUGUACACAGUUGUAAAUCGAGUUGUUUAUCAAGGAAAUGUUUUCUUGAAGAUGAAAAAGAUACUUGCACUCACAUUGUUUUGCACUGAUUUUCAUCUCUUUCCCUUGCAGCUGGUAUUGCAGCAAGUGUUCCUCAACUUGGAAAUGUUAUGUCAUUGGCUGGCUCGUUUGUAACAGCAACUGUUGGCUUUCUACUUCCUGCUGUGUCGCACACGUUACUCUUAUAUAACCAACUAUCAAGAUUUACUAUUGUUGCAAACAUUAUUUUCCUAUUCUCAGGUCUGGUCGUUCUUUUUGCAGGCGUAUAUACUUCAAUUGUAUAAAUAGUUAAUGACUACUAAACUACACACAUGCAUGAAUGGAAUUGUUUAUAAGGAAUUCAUGUAUAUGACCAUACGAGUGCAACUAAUAUAUGGAUAGUGAGGAAAUAGCCCACUGAAUAAAGUCCCGUGUAUUUCACGUACAAAAAAUUUUAUCGCAGUUUCUUAAGUAGUAUAUGUGUUUAUCAUGACAUUCUAUAAACAGUGCAAAAAAUGGUUGGGAAAACGUGACUGCAUGUCCAAUACGAUUUCUUCAUUUAAUACAAAUUUAAU